Uncinocarpus reesii 1704 is the source of this 2979-nucleotide messenger RNA. RefSeq names its product phosphoribosylaminoimidazole carboxylase. Lineage: Eukaryota; Fungi; Ascomycota; Eurotiomycetes; Onygenales; Onygenaceae. The coding region runs from base 1 to 2979 and encodes 992 amino acids. Gene Ontology annotation, biological process: 'de novo' IMP biosynthetic process. Gene Ontology annotation, molecular function: ATP binding; phosphoribosylaminoimidazole carboxylase activity; metal ion binding. The transcript is spliced from 6 exons. The record is from RefSeq and is a predicted model, not a curated record.
AUGGCGUGCUCAAAACGGGUUGGUGUCCUUGGGGGCGGUCAGCUAGGACGAAUGCUGAUGGAGUCUGCAAACCGACUCAACAUUCAAAUGAACAUUCUCGAUGCAGACCGAGCUCCCGCAAAGCAAAUCAGUGCCCAUGGUGAUCAUGUUAUCGGGUCAUUUAUGGACCGCGAAUCUGUGCGCGAACUUGCAGAAGUCAGUGAUGUAUUGACAGCAGAAAUUGAACAUGUCGAUACUCGUGCGCUGGAAGUGGUUUCAUCGCUGGUUGAGGUAGAGCCAAGUUUUCAGAGUAUUCGCACCAUUCAAGAUAAAUUCAGACAAAAAGAGCAUCUGGCGAAAUUUGGAAUUCCACAGGCGGAAUAUCGUGAGUUAAAAGCUGGUACGGCAGAGGAGUUGGGUGCGAUUGGCGAGGAGCUUGGGUUUCCUUUGAUGUUAAAGGCGAGGAGGGGCGCGUAUGAUGGUCGAGGUGAGAUCUAUGGAGGCGUUGACAUUGAAUUUAUGUUAUUGAUGUCUUGGGAAUGCCGGCUGAACAUGCAUGGUAGGCAAUUAUGCUGUAAAGACCAAAGAGGACAUACCGAAAGCACUGGACGCACUCGAAGGCCGUCCGCUUUAUGCGGAGAAAUGGGCCAAUUUCGUUAUGUUCAGGAGGACUCAAUAUGCAAGUUGGUCUAUGCUCCAGCAAGAAAUGUCUCCAGUGAAAUCAACCAAAAGGCACAAAAACUUGCAAGAGAUGCAGUCGCCGCUUUUGAAGGCAAAGGCGUCUUUGGAGUAGAAAUGUUUCUCUUGGAAGAUAAUUCUAUUUUGCUGUGCGAACUUGCCAGCCGCAUUCACAAUUCAGGGCAUUAUACCAUUGAGGCUUGCCCAUUAUCACAGUUUGAUACCCAUUUACGCGCUAUUUUAGAUCUUCCGAUCCCUCAGAAGAGUCUUGAACUACGUCAGCCAGCAAUCAUGUUGAAUAUCCUGGGCGGGUCGACCCCGGAUGCUCACCUCAAGGACGCUGAAUUUGCUCUCUCUAUUCCGAACGCAAGCGUUCAUUUAUAUGGAAAGGGUGCUGGCAGGCUAGGACGAAAAAUGGGGCACGUUACGGUCACGGCUCCUACCAUGCGCGAGGCGGAGGAAUUAAUCCAGCCUCUUAUUUCUCGUACAUGUGGGCCGAGGGCUGGGACCUCAUCCAAACCGCAACCAACGGUCGGCGUAGUCAUGGGUUCAGAUAGCGAUUUAAAGACGCUCGUACCUGGGCUCAAACUUCUCGAAGAAUACUUUGGCAUCAAACCUGAGGUAGAUAUUACCUCGGCGCAUCGCACACCCGACUACAUGGCCGAGUACGCUUCUACGGCAGCUUCACGAGGGAUCAAGGUCAUCAUCGCUGCUGCAGGUGGAGCUGCACAUCUCCCUGGAAUGGCGGCGGCCCAUACCUCACUACCACUCAUUGGAGUGCCGGUGAAAGGAAGUGCUCUCGACGGAGUUGACAGUCUGUAUAGCAUCGUGCAGAUGCCUCGAGGCGUCCCGGUAGCGACAGUGGGCAUCAAUAACAGCAUCAAUGCAGCUUUACUAGCAGUUCGGAUUCUUGGUUCUUACGACGAGGGCUUACGGAAGAAAGUAGAAGCAUACGCCAAUGCGGCGAAGGACGAAAACCUUGACAUAAAGGGAAGUAACUAUGGAGUACGGCCUGGACCACCAACGCACAAGGGCCUGCUUAGUCACCUGUCCGAGACCGUCAUCGAAAUCCUAAUCGAUGCUGUGAACCGAAGAGAGGAGUUCAACCUUCAGGCGUCUUGCAUCAUAGACCCUUUUGCUUUCAAUUAUAUUUUCGCAAUGGCGUCGAACGGAGGUCCAGUGAGAGGGUACAAAUUCAGCGAGAAGGACCGGAAACCUACAAAGAUCCGACUCAAGAAGGCCGCUGCUAAGGCGGCGAAUGGAACUAAGGAAUCCGAACCAGGAAACGCUGACUCCGGACGUUCAUCUCCGAUCCUCCCCGUAAUGGAUCAGAAAACCAUGGCAUCGUUCCCCACCGGUAAACCGAGAGAAACGCAGCUAGAGACUGUUAUAUGCAAACACUGCAAGAGACCAGUUUUGAAACAAACAGCUGCUGAGCACAUUCGGGGCUGUCUACGAGCAAAGCAAGAAAAGGCGCGUAAAAAGAAAGAAGCCAGGGACGCGAACCGGGCCAAGGAGAAGGCGGAUAAGGAAGGGAACGAUGACGAUGGAGAUGGAGCUAUGAAGGGACAAAAGAGUGCGAAAAAACAUGUUGGAGAGGAUGGCCCCAAGAAAGGGAAAAAGAGGAAGGCUGACGAUGACGAUAAGGAACCGAAGAAGAAAAAGAAGAAAGACGAGCCUAAGCCAAAGGUCCCGAAAUUGAAAGGGCCUGUCGACGUGGAGAAGCAAUGUGGUGUCGUAUUGCCGAACGGAGGCCAGUGUGCGAGAUCGUUAACUUGCAAAAGUCAUUCUAUGGGCGCGAAGAGGGCCGUCCCGGGCCGGUCUUUGCCAUACGAUAUGCUGUUGCAGGCAUAUCAGAAAAAGAACCAAGCACGACAGCAAAGUAAGAUCCCGUUUGUUUGUUUUCAAUGGAAGUUACCCAUGAUGUUGAUACCCCCUAUAGAAGCUGCUAUCGAUGCAAAUGCUCCUGUGCACGACGAAUUGGACGGGAAUGGGCCUAUUGACUCAGACGAAGAGAAAGACGCUGUGAUGGCUGGGCUUGCAAGGUCACGACCUCAGCCUUUGGUGACACAUCCUCUUAUCCAUACGCGGAAAAAAUAUCAUCUCGUCCGUAUGAAAGAGAUGCUCUCUCAAGUAUUGGGUAGUGGAAGUCUUUUCUCGCCCGUUGAUAGCAAUUUUCAAGGCAGAAGCCUUUUUCAACAACCCGAACCCGUAUCCUUUGCUUCUCCUACGCUCGGUACUACCGGAGACCUUUCUGCGCAGCCGGUAGACUCGUCCAGGAAGCCGUCGCUUUCACAACAGUCACAGGGCCGGAUAGGUUAG